Halteromyces radiatus is the source of this 610-nucleotide messenger RNA. RefSeq lists its product as uncharacterized. Lineage: Eukaryota; Fungi; Mucoromycota; Mucoromycetes; Mucorales; Cunninghamellaceae. The record is from RefSeq and is a predicted model, not a curated record. Bases 71 to 580 code for a protein of 169 amino acids. The transcript has 3 exons.
UUUUUUUUUUUCUUCUUGUUCUUUCCCCCUUCUUUUUGAUUGAAAAAAAUAAAUAAAUUAGAAUCUAUUGAUGAAAGAAUGGUUAAAGUAUAGAUUCAUGAUUUUAUGGCACUUUAUUCUCCUUUCUUGGUAUUGUCAAGCUCAACCAGAAUCUUCCGAUAAUAUUCUUCUUUUACUUUCUACCACUGCAUCAUCAUUACCAGAAAUUGAAACCAAUAUUAAUACAACAUCUAUCAACAGUACUAAUAGUAUUAACAGCACAUAUAUUACCAUCUAUCCUCAAAGAUGGACUAUAAUUGUUGGUAUUGUAUUUGCAUCACUGACUUUAUUACUUUUAACUAUUGGAACAGCAUUGACUCUUCAUAUGAGACAUAACAAACGAAAAUCAAAAGAACUUAAAGCACUCUAUUAUUAUAAUUCUUCUACUCUUAUACAACAUCAAAAAGAGAAAUCAUCUAUUCACCGACAUCAUCUCUUCCUGCGAAACAACAAACAACAGACAAUCAUCAUUGAUCCACAAUUUCAAUCUGCUAUUCAACAUGCAUCCAUGAUUCCUUCUUCACCUACAUUAUCACAAUAAUAAAAAUAUACAUUAGGGGUCAUUAUGUCA